This is a messenger RNA of Crotalus tigris (Tiger rattlesnake), 3403 nucleotides long. RefSeq names its product ASH2 like, histone lysine methyltransferase complex subunit (gene ASH2L). The record is from RefSeq and is a predicted model, not a curated record. Gene Ontology annotation, molecular function: protein binding; transcription cis-regulatory region binding. NCBI's taxonomy places the organism in Eukaryota, Metazoa, Chordata, Lepidosauria, Squamata, Viperidae. Bases 1672 to 3294 code for a protein of 540 amino acids. Gene Ontology annotation, cellular component: Set1C/COMPASS complex. The transcript has 17 exons.
UCCGGCUUCUUUCUCCCCGCCUGUCGAAUCCCGGGCUUUGCAGGAAAGCUUUCAAUGGCGGGAUGUAUCGAGCCUGUGCUCCUUCCAGAUGUGGAGACUACAGUUCCCAGAAUUCCUAGCCAGCUGCAGUUAGGCCGCCGUCUCGUUGAAUUUAGGCCUUUUAAGUCUCGGCUGUUGGGUGGUGGCGACUCCCCAGAUUCCCAGCCAGCCAAGACCAUGCCUUUGAGGACAUGCAGACCCAAGACCUCUGUAGAACAGGGGUUGGCUAUAGUCAAGCAGCUGCAUUCGCCUUUUGCUCCCCUCUGAACUCUCAUCUCUAUUAAUUCCAGUCACCAGACAUUUUGGUUUGCUUGCCUCUUGUGUUCGUUGAGCUGCAAACCAUGAUUUCCGACUAGAUAUGUUGCAUGAGCAGGCAUGCAGCAUAUUAAGUAUUUAAACCAUGGUUAAACAGAUUAUGGUGUAGCUUGUUAAAUGACAGCAGCUUUGCUGUUUCCUAUUCUGGAAUCAGGUUUUGAUAUUUCUCCGGCAUUAUUUCUUUCUGCUUCUUAUAUUCCUCUUAAAAUAUGUGGCUGGUGCUGAUUAGACCAUAACUUAAUUCCCAUCCUAUAUUGUGCACCCACUUCUUAUUUAGUGGCUACUUUGGUUGGUGACCAUCCACAAAUAGGAUGGUAACAGAAAUUCAGUUUCCUACCAACGUGCAAAUUUAUGACUCAAUCCAUGCAUCUGACUACAAGAGUGAGUGUGAAUGAGACUGCAGCUUGUCUUUGUCAGUCAGAUGUUCACCUGUCACUAAAUGAGGAAUGAUUGUAAAACAGGUUGAUUCCAGCUCUCUUGUUAAAAAGUAUGAGGUUAUUAGUGAUGGUGCGGGGACAUCUUUCUGCUUAAAACCAUUGAGAAUUGCUUCUGAGCAAUUCACUGAGCUAAAAGGAAAAAGUCUAGGAUAAAAGACAUUGCUUCUCUAUUGGCAAAUAUCAGGUUAGAUCUGUUGUAGUUACCUGACUUGAGAAGUGAUAUAGCCUUUUUAGUGUGGUUUUGAUAGCUGUUUUGGAUUAUAGCUUUCUACUUGGUUAGACAUGUAAUCUGGUCCUUGGAGAAUAGUUGAGAAUAGAUCCACUGGAGUACAUCAUAAUCUAUUCACGUUCUGAGAACCAAACUUAAAACAAUCUUUCCAAAGCUAAUCUGUAUGACAAAAUUAUGAUGGGGAUAUGAUUAUACGAAUGGUUACUACAUAUGCUUUAGUGAGAAAAAAAGUGAGAUAUGAUUAAGUAAAAACAUGCAUAUUUGCCAACUAAUAGUGUUGCAAAUUGAAGUGUCUCUCCCACUGAGCCCUCCUUAACUGCUCGGCAUAAAUCUAGUGAAUAGAAUUGCUUGAGGUGACUCAGGCCUUCCUUUUUAGGAAUCAUUGAAAAAAAAUUCUUUUAAUGAAGCUAUGCUUUGUACAGCUAGAAGAUCUACAUUUUCCUGAGUCAAGGAAAUCUUUGUCAGAGCAGAUUCAACCCUGGUAUUUCUGGUUAAUAGGCUAAGAUGAUGGAUAAAUAUCGCCCACACCUUCCUGAAACAAUAUUUGCAUAAAGGGGUGAUGCAUCUCUAGCUGAUGUCACUGCUACCCUGGAAACAGAAUCAUCCAGUGGAAAGGAUGCCUUGGAAGGUGUGGGUGAUGGUUCUGAAGUCAUGGAUAACCAGACUAGCUCUGUGGAUGAGGAUAAUGGAAGACAACUUGGAGAGAUUGAACUGCAAUGUGGGAUUUGCACCAAGUGGUUCACCGCAGAAACAUUUGGGAUUGAUACCACAUCCUGCCUUCCUUUUAUGACUAACUACAGUUUCCAUUGCAACAUUUGCCAUCACAGUGGGAAUACAUACUUCUUAAGAAAACAAGCAAAUUUAAAAGAAAUGUGUCUUAGUGCCUUGGCAAAUCUGACUUGGCAAUCGAGGACGCAAGACGAACACCCCAAAACCAUGUUCUCAAAAGACAAGGAUAUUAUACCCUUUAUUGAUAAGUACUGGGAAUGUAUGACAACAAGGCAAAGACCAGGAAAAAUGACUUGGCCAAACAAUAUUGUAAAAACAAUGUGUAAAGAAAGAGAUGUGUUUUUGGUGAAAGAGCAUCCGGAUCCAGGUAGCAAAGAUCCGGAAGAAGAUUACCCCAAAUUUGGACUCUUAGACCAGGACCUUGCUAAUAUUGGUCCUGCAUAUGAUAACCAAAAACAGAGCAACACUGUAGCUACUCCCGGAAGUCUAAAUGGUGGAGCCUCUUUGGGAGGGGGUCUUGUGCCAGGAACCAGUGGGAAAGGAAGGGGGGCCAAACGCAAACAGCAAGAGGGAGGAACUACAGGAACAGCCAAGAAAACGCGGAGUGAUCCUUUGUUCUCUGCUCAGCGUCUUCCACCCCAUGGCUAUCCGCUGGAGCACCCUUUUAAUAAGGAUGGGUACCGUUACAUUUUGGCGGAGCCGGACCCCCAUGCUCCUGACCCAGAGAAGUUGGAGCUAGAUUGCUGGGCGGGAAAGCCUAUCCCUGGAGAUCUCUACAGAGCCUGCCUCUACGAACGGGUCCUCCUAGCUCUGCAUGACCGAGCUCCUCAGUUGAAGAUCUCAGAUGACAGGCUGACAGUCAUUGGGGAGAAAGGCUACUCGAUGGUACGAGCCUCCCAUGGGGUGCGAAAGGGAGCUUGGUAUUUUGAAAUAUCCGUGGAUGAGAUGCCACCUGAUACGGCUGCGAGACUUGGGUGGUCUCAGCCUUUAGGAAACCUUCAAGCUCCCCUGGGCUACGACAAAUUCAGUUACUCCUGGCGUAGCAAGAAAGGGACCAAGUUCCACCAGUCCAUCGGCAAACACUACUCAUCCGGUUACGGCCAGGGGGAUGUGCUCGGUUUUUAUAUCAGCCUUCCUGAAGACACAGAAACAGCCAAAUCCCUGCCAGAUACCUACAAAGACAAGGCUUUGAUCAAGUUCAAAAGCUACUUGUACUUUGAAGAGAAGGACUUUGUGGAUAAAGCUGAAAAAGGUUUGAAGCAAGCUCUGGGAAGCCAGAUAAUCUUCUAUAAGAACGGCACCAGUCAAGGAGUUGCAUACAAAGACGUUUUUGAAGGUGUUUAUUUCCCUGCAGUAUCUCUGUACAAAGGCUGCACGGUUUCUAUCAACUUUGGACCCUAUUUCAAAUAUCCGCCAAGAGAUAUUAGUUAUCGCCCGGUCAGUGACAUGGGCUGGGUCGCCGUAGUAGAACACACGCUGGCAGACGUCCUGUAUCACGUGGAAACAGAAGUGGACGGGAGACGUAGUCCACCUUGGGAGCCUUAAAAGACGCGGUGUAUUUAUUUUUUAUUUUUUACAAAAAGAAAAAAAAAUAACACGCUUGGUGGUGGCAGAGCGGGAAAAGUAAUAAAUGUCUCUUUUUUAAGUUUCUAGA